AAGUCUAUCGGUUAAAUGAAAACCCCCAAGAGUGAGCUUGGCCCCUUUUUGACCCUUUUCUUGUUUUUUUACUCGACUGUUUGUAGAGUGCAACGUGCUGGAAUGUGGUAGCUAGCCAGAGAACAUGGGAGAUCAAACUCCACAACUGAACGGCAACUUCCUAAUCACCAGUGGUGGUUCAUCAGUGAUUCCCAAGGCCAACACAACAGCAGAUUUCCGCGUUUUCCCUGAAGAGGUCGCAUCCAAACUUGAGCCUGAAUCGGUCUCAAUGGAGCUCCGCAGCCACGGCGACAUAAGCAACAGUGGUCGAACCCAAAGUCUCCCAGAAAGUGGCAGCAUCCCAACGCCGGACGUAGCAGAACGACGACCCCUUGACUCCACUCCUCUGUCCCCUUCACUUCCUUCUCCAUCACCUCCCAAGGGAAGCCCUGAACUCCCCCCUCCGCCCCCCCUCGUCCCAACCCAGCCGCUGCCGUCACCCAAACCUUCGCCAAACCCCACCCCACCGUCGACCCCGCUCCUGGCCGAGAGCCCCCGGCACCCGGCCAACCUCCACCUAAAGACGCUGCCGCGGCUUCUCCCGCGAGAGAAUGGAGGGCCUCCCACUUUGAUGAAUGAGGAUGAGGAGGAGAGAAAGAUGCUGGAGGAAGAUCUAAAGAAAUGCAUCGAUGACUUCAAAAAGAUCCGCAUGCCCAAAGUGUUUCCAGAUCGCAAGAGGCACUGGCAAAAUGACUUGCUCAAGAAGUAUAAUGCAUAGCAGCAAACCAUUUAAAUAUAUCCAUUUUUUACCUCUGAUCCGGAGAGUCCACAGUAUUUUCAUGGUGCUUGCAUCCACUUGUGACCACCCUUGGCAAGUUUACUUCGGCUUCACAAUUAGAUGCUAUCAGCUAGCCAGUACGCACACUAACACUCGAGCUUGCCCAUCGUACACAAAAAUGUACCUUUAGGCUGAUAUACGUUUGUGUUCAACAAUUAAGUCACCAUUAAAUAUUCCCAAAGUUCA
Molecule: messenger RNA, 1003 nt
Organism: Syngnathus acus (greater pipefish)
Lineage: Eukaryota; Metazoa; Chordata; Actinopteri; Syngnathiformes; Syngnathidae
Product: proline-rich protein 12-like
Exons: 2
Coding region: 125-757 (210 amino acids)
Source: RefSeq, a predicted model, not a curated record